CCUUCACAACUUCGGACGCCAAAUCCCGGGCUCGGAUCUUCGCACCGAACAACCACCAAACCCGAACAAGUGAAUUCUUUCUGACUCAGGGUCCUUGUCUUUUGAUUUGGCCAGGAUCGAAUAAUAAUGUCCAACGAGCCGGAAAGUAAAGCUUUGACCGCCGCCACCAUGCCUCCGGAUAGCUGGCUUGGCAUACUGGAGCCAUCGCUAAGACGCAGAUUACAAAACCGACUCAACCAGCGUGCGCGACGGCGUCGUAUUCGAGAGUCUCAGUCAGGGAGUUGCGCUGAUGAACACCCGCCAACGCUUGCCCUUCGACCAGCCGAUCUUGUGCAGUUACUCCUGGGCAUAACACAGGACUUGCACAUUCUAGGUCCAGACUCCCGCAACACUGCGCAGAAGCUGCACCAACUGGAGACGGCAGCCAUGGCUCUGGCGUCUGCUGCUUGUGGCUCUCCGGUUGAAAGCCUGCGCCUUGGAGUCACGCGGCUUAAUACGCUGCGAGCGAUGCAUACCAACCUCACGGUUCUAGGCUAUGGCGAGCAAGACACGCAUGACGAUGCUCAAUCGGUAUUCACACUACAAGGGCCUGCCUUUCCGUUGAGUCAAGCCUACCCACAGAGGCAGCUCCCACCAGCAUUAGAGCCAACGGCCAUUCAGCGCCGCGUGCCGCAUCAUCCAUGGCUGGACCUGUUUCCUUUCCCACAUCUGCGCGAGACCCUAAUUCUUGCGCAGGACUGCAUCGAUGAGGACCAGCUGUGCCACGAUAUGUGUGGUCGUGGUCUGGAGGCGACGGGGAUUCUGGUGUGGACGGACCCGUGGGAUCCCACGGGGUGGGAGGUCACCGAGGCCUUCCUGUCGGUAUGGGGUUGGACGGUUCGUGAUUGCCAUGACCUUCUCCGUUCGACCAAUAUGUGGAGAGCCCGCCGGGGAGAGAAACGUCUACGGUUCACACGGGCGGAGGGUGGAAACGAACGCUCUCCGGUACACGGAUUGUGCCCGAAUUAGGAUACGAAUACUUCUUUUCGUGGGUUGUGCUCUGGUACGAGAUUACUUACGCGCCACAAAGAUGCGCAGCCGGCUCCGCGCUCGGUAUACACACAAUACACAUAUUUCAGCUGUGCUCCAUGAAUCUGGCUAUACAUACCAGUUUCAUCUCACGACUAUGCUCCCGCUGUUGAAAGCCGCCUCUUUACAGCCCUUUACUCACA
Messenger RNA from Aspergillus fijiensis CBS 313.89, 1211 nucleotides. Its product is annotated as DUF3425 domain-containing protein. The record is from RefSeq and is a predicted model, not a curated record. Bases 127 to 1008 code for a protein of 293 amino acids. Lineage: Eukaryota; Fungi; Ascomycota; Eurotiomycetes; Eurotiales; Aspergillaceae. The transcript has 2 exons.